Ramularia collo-cygni is the source of this 2988-nucleotide messenger RNA. RefSeq lists its product as uncharacterized. Bases 1 to 2988 code for a protein of 995 amino acids. The transcript is spliced from 3 exons. Gene Ontology annotation, biological process: regulation of cell cycle; negative regulation of TOR signaling. NCBI's taxonomy places the organism in Eukaryota, Fungi, Ascomycota, Dothideomycetes, Mycosphaerellales, Mycosphaerellaceae. The record is from RefSeq and is a predicted model, not a curated record. Gene Ontology annotation, cellular component: TSC1-TSC2 complex.
AUGGGUUCGAGUUCACUCAAGGAUGCGACAAAAUCGCUGCAAGUUCACUUUUCCGGGCCGAAGACGCCGCUAUUCUUACCCGUUGAGAGCCGGCGCAUGCUACAGGCCUUCAUCGACAGCCAUGCGGGUAAAAUCGAACACGACGAGGCUGUGCGCGCCAGCCACGAGCUGAGAAAUUUCUGGCAAAAGCACGUUGCAGGUCGCGAGCAGAAACUGGGCGCAUUUGUCGGAGUAUUGAGAGAACUCCAGCCGGCAAUAGAUGGAGAGGAUGAAGCUCUGGCAUGGUAUCGUGAUGUCGCGAGAGUCGUCAUAACGAGCACUUCUUUCAAGAAGAAUGCUGUAGAGGAUGCACAGGACUUUAUCGUGCAGCUCAUGGUUCAUGAUGAGGAAGAGCAGAGCGAAAAGCAGGGCUCUUCGGAUUGGAUUUGCCGCGACUUACUCAGGAUUUACCUCGAGCGUACGAGAGCUGUGGGCGAGGAGGACAGGUUUGUCGCCGAGGACAACAUGCAGGUGGUUCAGCAGGUGGAACACUGUCUGUGCCAAUAUGGCAGGAAGAUGGCCAGGCAGCUCUUCCACCUCCUCGAUGACCUGGUCGUGCGUGCUGAUACUCGCCUCCAAGGAUUGACACUACUCAGCUCAUUCCUGCGCAAUCAGACACCGCAUCUUUACACAGUCGUUCACACUCCUUUGGUCGACAGCUUGCUGAAGUGCUUGAUGAACGACACUUCCACCACCAUUCUCUCCGUCGCGCUCACCUCGCUGAUCAUGCUGCUGCCUCACAUUCCAGGCUCCCUUACGCCACGACUGCCACGACUGUUCCUCAUUUACAGCCGACUACUCUGCUGGGAGCGUUUCUCGGCCUUGAGCUCACUCUCCGAGAAGAACCUGGUUACGGACGAUCGCUACCCGGCUAACGAUGAAAGAGACAACGGCGAUGUUGGACUCGAUUUAAGCUGGGAAAAGGCCCGUCCACAAGAUGCAGUGGUAGAAGCUACAACGCCACAGUUGAUGACCUACUAUACCUACCUUUACGGACUAUACCCACUCAACUUCAUGGACUACAUCCGCAAGCCGAGAAGAUAUCUGAAAAUCGCCAACUUCCCCUCAGCAGACGAUUUCGAUUUGGACCGCGCGGUCAUUCGCAGCCGAAGCGACCAAUUUCGCCAAGCACACUUGCUGCAUCCUAAUUUUCUCAACAUGACCAUCGAUGAUGAGAAGAAUGAUCCCAAGUGGCCCAAAAUGGAUCCAGCCGACGUUGUCGCCGACUGCCACAGUCUGUGUGUCAAUGCACAUCCCCCAAUAGUGAGCCCUGGUCCACCGCCGACCGGAAGACUUCCUCCAUUGCCACCUACACCUUUCAAUCACAAUGGCACGUUGUCGCCGACCAACAGUCAUGCGAGCUUGCGAUCCGGCACUCGCAGCAGCUGGCGCGAAGGCAGUUCUGUACGCGUCUCGAGCACCACGUUUGAUCCUGAGAGUCCCAUCCUUGCACCGGAAGAUGGCAGCGAGCACAUCCGUUCACGGAGCAAAAGUAGCAGGGAAAGGUCGAUAUCCGACCUUCGCGCCGAGUUUCCAAUGCCGGGUGCCCAUGCAGGGUCGCGCAAGUCCGCCAAGGAGGUCGCGGACCAGCCACAGACCAAUGUCGCAUACUUACAACGCGAGGUGACACUCCUGCGGAAUGAUCUCAAUUUUGAGCGCUGGCACAAAUCGCAAUACUCACAGCACAUUGCACAGCUGAUGCGGAAAGCUGUCAAAGAUGCGACGGCCGAGGCUGAGACCCUAAAUCUCAUCAACGCCAACCGAGCGCUGAAACAACAGCUGGAGCAAGUACGCAGUGCUCGAGAAGCCACGAUAAAGGAUGCCAAUCUGACGCGGAAGCAAGCGAACAAUCUGGAGCACAAUUUAACUGAACGAUUCCAGAAGAUGAAAAGAGAGCAAGAAGUGUGGGCGGCCGACAUGGAGGAGCUGCGCAGGCUUCGUGUCGAGAUGAAGCACUAUCGUGAUCUCCUCUCUGCCUCCGAAGCUCGCGAGCUCAAUAAGUCGCAUCAACUGGAGAUGAUGCAGCGCGAUAUUGAUUCCAUGGACGACCUGCAGAAUCAGCUCAAGGAAGCGCGGCACAAGAUUCGCGAAUUUGAAUAUCGUGAGUUCGAAAUGCUUCAGACCCAGCGAGAGGCGAAGUUCCUUUCGAACGAGAAUGCGACCUUGCAGGCGAAGCUACAACGCUUCGACGAUGACCGUGAUCUUUCUAGCCAGUGUGACAACGAUAAGUCAUCGGCGCGGGACAGUCUGAUGCCUUAUCAACGCUCUCUCGCCGCCUCAUCGAAUUCCGUGGAGAGCUCACCUGCUGUGCUCGCAAUGUCUCAAGCAUUGGCUGAUGCUCAGGGAAAACUCGCGACCUUGAAGAAGAUUCAUUCACGCCUUAUGGAGAAGAAUGCUGAUCUGGAACUGGAGAUGGCGAGUCUUCAGGGUCAAUCUCUCGCAAGUCGUGCCAACAGCCUUAUUUCGGCUGGUGACGUUGGGAGUAUGAUGAGCGGCGCAUUGCCGGGCAGACCAGGCAUUCUGGAAAGUAUCUACUCUGUCGCUGGCGAGCACGAGAAUGAGUACAGAAACGCUAGUGAUCCGACUUCACAACGAUAUCAAGACCCUGCACCACCGAUAUCCAGUGUCAAAAGCGAUCCGUCGAUGAAAAGCUCAAGUCGAAAGCCGAUGAAUGGAUCCAGCAUGCGUUCCAAUGCGAACAUGGUCUUUAACAAGACGAAGCCGCUCCAUCCAGACGAGAGAAGUCUGACUGGGGGGAGUGAAAGUAGCUCGAUGAGGGGAAAGAUCAAACCCGAUAGUGAAKUGAGGGUAUUUGGUAGAGGUGGUGCGCAAAACGUCAAGCUCAAGCCAGUCACAGAAAAAGACAAGGGAGCUGUGAAAGAAAAGGACAAGUCAGAGUCUAAGAAGGGUUUGUCUUCGCGUCUCAAGGGCCUGGGAUUCCCGGGAUGA